AUUUUCAUCCAGCCAGUGAUUUCAACACAUCUAACCUGGGGGACAGGGACUGAGAAAGAGAGAAGAGGUAGGAGACAGGUGCGUGGCCACAUCCGUGACCAUGGAGCCUCCCCCCUCUCUGAGCUUGGCUCUGCUAGGAGGGAGUGAGGAUGAGGACCAGCGCUUCCUCCUUCCCCUGGGCAGUAUAUCCCAUCCCUCCACCACUGGCAACCAGCCAGGAUCAAACCACUCCAACCACAUGGGAGGAUCCAGCCUUGAUCGUCUAAAUGGCGGCACCCCGUCCCCGUCCCCUGCCACGCCCAAUUUGCCUCCAGCAUCGCUCCCCAAGUUGCCCCUGUCAUCCUCUGGGGCCCAGCCUCUACCUCCGCCCAUCCCCAACGCCCUGCACCCCACCAGCACCCCGCUCUCCUCAUGCCUGGGCUCACAGCAUAGCCUGAGCGGGGACAACUCCCCAGUGUACAACGCCCUCUUUUACUCCUCCCACUCGCCCUCCAUGGAGCGGGAGAGGGACAGAGAGCGAGACAGGGACCGGGAGAGAGAGAGGGGCUGCAAACACAGACAGGCCAGCCCUCUGGUUCACCGUAGGGACAGUAACCCCUUCACGGAGAUUGCCAUGAGCUCCUGCAAGUACACGGGUGGAGUCAUGAAGCCCCUGAGCCGCCUCAGCGCCUCCCGCAGAAACCUCAUCGAAUCAGACAGCAGCAGCGAAACCAAAGAGGGUGGCGUUUCAGCUGUUGCCGGGGCAACGGCAACCGGGGGGCACGACCGACAGCGAGAAGCCCCACCUACCUCCUUGGUGGUCCAGUCCUCUGCCAAUCAACCCCUAAUUCAGAGCCCUCCAGAGAUUGUGAUUUCAUCCAAAGAAGACUCGCCGUACCUAAGAGCCGGGUAUGACAUCACUGAUUCCACUUCCAACCAGAUGUCCAUCUAUCACCAGAACCACGCACUGGUGGAGAGCAGGCGGGCGCAGUCCGGGAGGGGCAGCAGGCAGGCAGGGGUCGGGGCGGCGGGGACCGGGGCCAGGGGCAGCACUUCCAAGGCCUCCAAACGGAAGAACCAAAACAUUGGCUAUAAACUCGGGCACCGCAGGGCACUGUUCGAGAAGAGGAAGAGGCUGAGUGACUAUGCCCUCAUCUUCGGGAUGUUUGGCAUCGUCGUCAUGGUGAUUGAGACGGAGCUGUCGUGGGGCGUGUACACCAAGAGCUCCAUGUAUUCUCUGGCCCUGAAGUGUCUGAUCAGCCUCUCCACAGUCAUACUGCUGGGCCUCAUCAUAGCCUACCAUGCUCGGGAAGUUCAGCUGUUUGUCAUCGAUAACGGAGCCGACGACUGGCGCAUCGCCAUGACGAUGGAGAGGGUUCUGCUGAUCGCUCUGGAGCUGCUGGUGUCUGCGGUGCAUCCAGUGCCAGGGGACUUUAAGUUUCAGUGGCGGGCGCGGCUGGCCUUCUCAUACGCGCCGUCGCAGGCCGAGGCUGACCUGGACAUGGUAUUGAGCGUGCCCAUGUUCCUGCGCCUCUACCUCAUCGCCAGAGUCAUGCUGCUGCACAGCAAACUCUUCACAGACGCCUCCUCCAGAAGUAUAGGUGCCCUAAAUAAGGUGCAUUUUAACACCAGGUUUGUAAUGAAAACCCUCAUGACUAUAUGCCCCGGGACGGUGCUGCUGGUCUUCAGCAUCUCUCUGUGGAUCAUCGCUGCCUGGACCGUACGAGUGUGCGAGAGGUAUCAUGAUGCCCAGGAUGUGACCAGUAACUUCCUGGGAGCCAUGUGGCUUAUCUCCAUCACCUUCUUGUCCAUCGGCUAUGGAGAUAUGGUUCCUCACACUUACUGUGGAAAAGGAGUCUGUCUGCUCACAGGAAUCAUGGGUGCAGGCUGUACAGCUCUGGUGGUUGCCGUGGUAGCCAGGAAGCUGGAGCUGACCAAGGCCGAGAAACACGUACACAACUUCAUGAUGGACACGCAACUCACCAAGAGGAUAAAGAAUGCAGCGGCUAACGUGCUGAGGGAAACCUGGCUCAUCUACAAACACACCAAGCUGAUGAAAAAGAUCGACCACUGCAGAGUCCGCAAACACCAGCGGAAGUUCCUCCAGGCUAUACAUCAAUUACGCAGUGUGAAAAUGGAGCAGAGGAAACUCAGUGAUCAGGCCAACACACUAGUGGACCUCUCAAAGAUGCAGAGUGUCAUGUAUGAGCUCAUGUCAGAGCUCAACGACCGCAGCGAGGACUUGGAGCGCCAGAUGCUCUCCCUGGAGCAGCGGGUGGAGCAGCUCACCGCCGGCUUCAACACCCUGCCCGCCCACCUCUCAGCCACCCUCAGCGCCCAGCACGCCGCCCUGGUCCACUUGCUAAGAGAGAGGGAUUCCAGGGAUUGGAGAGGAGGUGUUGGAGGAGGUGCUGUGGUCCCAAUCUCCCCAGCUGUGUCUUUAACCGCUGCUCCAGCUUCAGUUUCGCCAGUCCAGGUCGCAACUCCAGCACCGACCCCAUCCCAGGUCCCUACUCUGGCCUUGGAGUCCCCUCUGACGCCCCCACCUCUGAGCCCAGAGGGGAGCCUGGAGGCUAGUCCCAACACCAACACCUGCACUUCUAGCUGCUGAAGACAGCUCUGAGGACCAGGAGAGGACAAAUAUGGAAAGAAAAUAGGGAGGGAGGAGGAGAGAAAUGUGAGGUGAUCCUCUGAAACUAGAGCUCCGUGAGGGAGGGCUGAAGACGGGACUGUGAGGAGAAAUAAUGGGAUUAAGAUGGAGGGCCAGUAUGAACGAUGAGACAUGUUAAGGACUUUGGGGCGCUUUCCUUGACAGGGGGAGGAGAAGAAAAAUGGAGACUCUAGAAGGUGUGAGGGGGAGGAAGAAUGUCAAGAGGGUGAGAAAUGGAGGUAGAAAGGAUGAGGAGGGGGAAGGAGAGAGGAGGAGAAAUAACUAGGAAUAAUUAUAUAAACUCAGAGCUCCUAAAUGGAUACUACUCCAAUUACUGAAAAGGGCCUUUUAUUCUCUGUCUCUCUCUCUCUCUCUGUCUCUCUCUCUCUCUCUCCUUCCUCCCGAUCUCUCCCUCCCUUCAUCAGGAAUUAAUGACCAUGACUUUUUAUCCUUAUGAUGUAUUUUCUAUCUGAAUGCUAAUUGUGUGUUAACGAGCAUCCCUUUAACAGAAGGUUCAAUCAAUACGACCGAGAUAUAAAAAAAAAAAUGUAAAAAAUAGUGGCGUGUACUGCACACACAUACACACAACUUAUAUUGACGUAUCAUGCACGCAAUACAAGUUAACACAGCACAAACACAAAUACACAAUAUUUUACAAUGCAGGCCCUAUUUACACUCACACAAAGAAAUUGUGUGUAGAAGCCCACAUGAUAAUACUAAAGCCUAUACUGCCAAGCACUCGAUGCACUGCCAAGCAAUGUAGACACACUGUAAAAAAGAAAUUCAUCCAUCAUCUUUUGUGGGUGUGACCCGAUGCAUAGUUGUGACAUUUUAACUUCUCAGUUUGGAGAACCGUAACCGUUCACUGAGCUACACAAAUUACAGACGAAGCUGAAAUAAGUUGGUAUGACACUGAGGGACAUGAGUCAUCACAACGUCUGUUUGUGACAAAGAAGACAGUCGCAGAUCAAGAUAACCCAUAACAACUACAAAGGACUUUUUUAUGACUGGCUUUAUUGAAUUACAGAUUGGGUUGAACGGAUGUGUACUUGUAGGUUUGCUGUACUGAAAUUAGACUUUAAAGAGUUUGAUUUUAUUUAAUUUCUGUUUGUUACUUAUGGAAAAAAAAUAGUUGUAUCAAGUGCAUUAAUACUGAAAUGGUUGUUGGGAGAAAGAAUAGAUUACAACACAAACGUAUAUUAAACUGGCAUUUCAUUUUAGGCGAUUCAUUUUGAACACUUCAAGAUAGAGCUUUGCAUAAACAUAAUGCUCCACAUCUGGUUAGUGUUCUGCAGACAGGUAAAAUAACAGUUGAAACAUUCUCCAUCAAUAAUAAAUGAUCUGCUUAUUCUUUUACUGCUCAGUUGAGUCAGAUUGACUGGGAUGCUGUAGUAUCUAUUGUUUUGCUUUAAUUCUCUGAUAAAUAUUUAUACUUAAAAUGACUAAAAUGUUGAUUUUUAUAUUGGAAAUUCAAUUGAAUUUAGAAUCCAACAAUUGUUUAGCUGUGUGAUUAUAAGUUGGUGUGAUUACAUAUUUUUUCACAGUGUACGGUUGUGUCUAUGACCCUUUAUGAAGGAAAAGAAGACCUCACUCACUGCCAUUCUUUUUCAAGCUUGCAGUCACAAAACAACGCACUGUUGUCAUGAAUGUAUGCUGUGUAAAGAAAUACACUCAAACCCACUUGCUUGCUCGAUCACUUAAACUGCCAUGCAGACACAAGAACAGACACCAACACGCACGGACACACGGAUAUACACACACCUCGACAACCAAAGUGCUCUCUCUUAAAUGGACUUCAAUAAGAGGCAGGGAACGCUGCUGUCACUGGGGACAAAAGAUAGCAGGAGGCGUUGCAGAUAUCUUGACAAUAUUUCUGAGGGAAUAACUGUGAAAAUCUGGGUAUGGACUUGUUACAGUGCUGUACAUGGACUGCUCUUCACUGCUUUAAAACAGAUUCAAGGUGGACUAUGGAUGAACACAAGGGAACACAAAUAAACCUUAUAAAGGAUUGAUGGCCAUGAAGGGACAGCUGUUUAUAAAAUAAAUAAAACAUAGAAAGAAAUUCUUAGAGGAAUUAUAAUGGUGUGAUGGGAAAGAGACAAGCCUACCCAUUGGAGACAAUAUCGAAAACUGUCUUAUAGCGACACGCUGUGGCCGGAAUACUGAAUUACAUACGCUUGGAAUAUUGUAUAGUAUGCUGUUAACGAAAUAUAGCUUUGUAUUGCUUAGUCUUUUCUACCAUUAUGAUUAAACGCAGUUAUAGCUGAUAUCUACUAUUACUAAACUAUAGUAUUCUUCUCAUUCGUCAUGACAAUUAUGAUAUAUGUAUUAACAAUAUGUUAAAUAAUUACGAACAAGGAAAGUGCCGUUUGAGGUUGAAAUUAUUUUGUAAUUUUUAUUUUA
Molecule: messenger RNA, 5032 nt
Organism: Anoplopoma fimbria (sablefish)
Lineage: Eukaryota; Metazoa; Chordata; Actinopteri; Perciformes; Anoplopomatidae
Gene: kcnn3
Product: potassium intermediate/small conductance calcium-activated channel, subfamily N, member 3
Exons: 10
Coding region: 101-2590 (829 amino acids)
Biological process (GO): potassium ion transmembrane transport
Cellular component (GO): plasma membrane; neuronal cell body; neuron projection
Molecular function (GO): calmodulin binding; small conductance calcium-activated potassium channel activity
Source: RefSeq, a predicted model, not a curated record